Prorocentrum cordatum is the source of this 1159-nucleotide messenger RNA. The record is from the annotation of a GenBank genome assembly. Lineage: Eukaryota; Dinophyceae; Prorocentrales; Prorocentraceae.
CUUUUCUGUUUGCACUGGCCCCCACGGCCAGCUGGGUGCCUUGCGGUGGUCUGAGCGAUUGGAUACUCACACCUGGCAAAAAGUCGGCGCGAACCAUCCGAGGGAGGAGUGCGCAGAAGAAGGAUGUGUUUGCCCACAGGCACCGCGCCUGUGCCACUCGCAGUGGAGCGGCCCCGAAAUGAGGGCCGCAUAUGUCGAAGGAAAGGGAAACGACGUCCUCCUACAACAAGACCCCGCACGUCAAGCAGCGAAGUGCUGGUCGUCCAUGCCCCCUCCCCGCACCAGCCUCUCCCACCCACCCCGACUGUGCGCCGGCAGUUGCGCCGAAGGGCCACAUCAAGCAGAGGGCGAGUGGGCUGGUAAAGGAGGACACGACUGGGGGGCGGGAGGAGGGGACGGUGGAGGCAUCCGAGCUGCAGACGUCGCCCGGUCAGCUGCUGCCUGGGAGCUUGCAGGAGGCGCUCGCGGCCACCCGCCUGCAGCGGCUCGGUGCUCGAGACGGGGAGAGCCGAGCGUGGCCCUCCUUACCAACUCUCCACCUCCCCAUGCACAAUAGUCUGCCUGCUGCAGUGCUUCAAGUGCAAUCCGAAACCAAAAUCGCCCGCGAGCCAUCCCGUUCACCAUUCCGCAUCGCUCCACGACUGCGGGUGGAUCGACCGCAGGGCUAGAAGACAUGCCGAGGAGCGCAGAUCUCCGUCAAAAAGAAGGAGGUAGGAGGGAGGAUGGAGACAGGGAAGAUAAUGAAUGGCAAACUUGGACGCUUCUGAUGUCGUAAGAGCACUCACUGCUGGGAUCUUGACACUGGGGAAACCAAAAGAUACCGAUACCGCUACUCCCAGGACCUUUCGCGGGGUGCAUUCUGGUCAAGAUUUCGAGGCGAAUCCAGCCGUAGCGACAAGGGCCUCCCGGGCCUCCCGAGACGCCCUGAAAGGGGAAAACAAGACAAGGGUAGCGGUAUCAACAGCUUUCCCUCCUCCGACGCACUGGGCGAAGAUCGACACAGCGCCCCGAGGCAACUGUGCCGAGUGGAUACGAUCUAUCCGCAGGAAGGGCCCGCACCGUGCAUGUGCACAGUGGGCAACGUGAGGUCGUCAGAGGCGGCUCUGCGAAAGAACCGCGUGACUCAUACAACUUGAAAACCUCAUCUCCAACGCUACCC